AUUUUCCCUCCAAAGAAGUUCGGACUAAAGGACUAACUUGAAAGCUUGAAAUUAUAUAUUGUAAAGUAGUUGAACGGUUCGAGAAAUGACCUUCUAUUAACUUAUAACAAAGGAUAUCCAGAAAAUCAAGGAAGAAAAUGGCAGAAAACCUUAAGAUGUCUGUUUCGAAAACGGUGGAAGCCUUGGAAACAUUUUAUCAUGGAUCAAAUCCGACAGCAAGGGAAGCUGCACAUAAGUGUUUGCUUGAAGUACAGCAGUCCAAAGAAGCAUGGCAAAUAUGCUGGAAGCUGUUAGGGUUAACAGAGAACGUAGAAAGCCAAUACUUUGGAGCCAGCAUGCUUCAUUAUAAAAUAUCAAAAUUUUGGAAAGAGUUGUCUGAAGAUGAUUACAUACCUCUAAAAGAUGAAAUUAUAAAGUAUAUUUGUUUGUUUGCCAGUGGCACAAAAAUGGUUUUUUCAAAGCUCUGUGCUGUUUUAGCUGCUUACAUUUUGCAUGUGGUACCUGAACCAUUGCCAAAUGGUUGCGAAGAAAGCAUAAAUGACUUGCAAAAAAAACUGGCAAUGUCAUCUAGUGAUGUGCACCCAGUUGUGUUGGAAUAUUUAACAGUUUUGCCUGAAGAAUUUUCAACAUCAGCGAUAAAUGGGUUUCAAAGAACAGCUGUUAGGCAGCAACUUAAUGAUUUAAUUCCUAAGGUAUUGCAAAUGCUGAAAGGGAUAUUUGAAUCACGUAAUUUGGUCACAUUUCAUUCAGCAGCUGUGAAAUGUUUGCACCCUUGGGUCCAGUUUGGGGCAUCAAUUGCAGAUUGCCAAAGCUUGAUACCAAGUCUUUUGAACAUGUUAAAUGAUGAAAAUCAUAUUGAAGAAUCAUCAUCUGUUCUUGUUGAAUUGCUUAGUCACCCAACAAGCUUUAAACAAGAGAACAGUGUAUAUGCUUUUCUAGAAAAUUUGGAUGGAUUUGAAAAUCUACUUAUGAAAGCCCUAACAGAAAAUGAUCUGGAUAAUGCUAAGAGUAUUUGCAAAAUCCUGACAUCUGUUGGUGAAACUCAUGCAAAUCUUUUGAGACAAGCAGCUACAGAUGAUCAACAGAAGCACUGCCUUCAACUUGUACACCUCAUUUUGAAAUGCACUGGUAUUGUUGGAAAUUAUCCUGUUGAUGAAACCUGCAGUGAACUUACAUUCACAUUUUGGUAUACUUUUCAGGAUGAGCUACUCACAAUUAACUCUGAUACCAUCACUAAUUACCAUUUCUGUCUAAGAGAAGCUUUUGUAGCUCUUAUUCAAAUUUUAUUUCAAAAAGUGCAGUUUCCUGAUGAAAAUAUAUAUGAAAGCUUCACAUCUGAUGAAAAAGAAAUGCUACGCUGUUAUCGACAGGAUAUUCAAGAUACAGUUACCUACAUUUGCAGCCUACUGAGAGAACGAUGUUUACAAAGUCUAACAGAGCUAUUAAAAUACCUUCUAUCAGGUGAAAAGUCAGUCAGGUGGCAAGAAGUAGAAGCUGUUCUGUAUUUGUUUCAAGGAACAUCAGAAUAUACAGACAGUGAUGACCCAAUGUACUUGCAAACAGUCAUUUCAUUGCUUCCUUUGCUUCCCACGCAUCCUAAAGUUCUAGAAUCUGCAGUCUACAUGAUUGGCUCAUUCUCUGAAUGGUUAUCCUCGCAUCCAGAUCAGCUGAGUUUCAUUCUCCCCAUUUUGCAGAAUGGAAUUUCUGAAAACCAACUAAGUACAGCCUGUACUUUGUCACUUAGGGACAUUUGUAGAGAAAGUUCUUUUUCAUUCCCACAAAAUGUCAGUCUAGAUAUCGUGAACACUUGCUUGAGCAUUUUGAAAUCAAAAAGACUGAAAGAAAAGGAGCAGAUUAGAUGUAUUGAAUGCAUUGGAUAUGUGUUAGCUGGGCUUCCUGUGAAGUUGAAAGAGGAGCAACAAAACUUGAUGACAUCUUUCUUGCUUGAAAUGUUGCAGUCAGCAAUCAAGUUCUCUUUGAUUGACCCAUCAGCAAAUAAGCUUGUUCAUCAUUGGAUCCAAUGCUACUCAGCUUACUUCAGAUCAUGUGAUUCAGACAAUGAAUCAAGCUCUGGUUAUCAUUCCCUAAUACCUGUGUUUACUGGUUUUAUUCAAGCUAUUCAGUCAAUGCCAGCAGAAUCAAUGUCAGAGAUGCUGGUUCAGGAUGUGAUGAAUGCAGUCAACAAAGCAGUUGACACAAUCAGGGACCCUUUCUAUGCUGUCCUCCCACAAACGUCUCUUGUUAUUUUUGGAAUGUUUGCUGCAGUGCCAACAGCCACUGUUUUGGAGGUCUCAUCAACCAUCAUAGGUAUGUUAGGCAAUGUGAAAGAGGGCAGUGAUAUGCUUCAAUCAUUUUUUCAAAGGCUUGUACAAGAGAGUGUUCUUCUGCUAGAAAGCAAAGUUGCUGGCAAAGACCCUGAUUUGAUUCAAGGCUUCCUUGUCUUGUUGAAUAGGGCGGUGAAGAGUGCUCCAUGUCUAUUAUUCAAAGAUCACCAAAUGCAUGUUAAGGUGAUUCAACAUGCCCUCCAAGCACUGGGUUUCCAAGAGUCACCUACGAUCAAAGCUUCUUGCAAUUUUUUCGUUUCCUACAUAACAGCAGCUGCUUCUGAAAAGUGUGCAACUGAAAUGCUUGAUCUUUUUGGACAGGACCUUGUCAGUCGUGUACUGCUAAGUAUAGCUGGUCAGUCACCUCGUACAUCUGUUGAUUUAUUUGCAGAUAUUUUGCUUGUACUAAAUCGGCAUUUCAUCACAAAGACAUCCCUUUGGUUGCAAUCAUGUCUCAGUCAGGAUGGAUUUCCAUCCCCGAUUGUUGAUUUAUCACAGAAGAAGAAUUUUCAAAAAGCUGUUUUGCGAGAAAAGGUGAAUAAAAGAGCUUUGAAGGAAAUUGUUCGGGAAUUUUCUUUAAUUUGUAGAGGCUUGCAUGGAAUGCCGUAUGUUUCCUAGGUAUGAAUCCAUGCCGGAUGCUUCUUAGGGAUGACAAGUCAACUGAACCAAACAUAAUUUGAAUCAACAAUGAAACCUGCAGUUUGGACAGUGUAAUGGAUAAAUAUGUUUCGUGAUUUCAUGACUGUCAUAUGAUGACAACGCGAUUUUUCAAUAGUUUUAUUUUUAUUUUGUCAAAAACAUGUCUGUAACCCUGCUUCUAGGAUAAUGAAAUUCUAGCCACUUGCAGGAAAUAUUUUUACAGCUACUUAAGAUCUAGAAAAAUUUUCGUAUAUUUAAAUUUUCAAUGCAUGUCUUUUUUUAUCAAUGAUCAAAAAUU
Rhopilema esculentum is the source of this 3261-nucleotide messenger RNA. Its product is annotated as importin-13. The record is from RefSeq and is a predicted model, not a curated record. Gene Ontology annotation, biological process: protein import into nucleus. Lineage: Eukaryota; Metazoa; Cnidaria; Scyphozoa; Rhizostomeae; Rhizostomatidae. Gene Ontology annotation, cellular component: cytoplasm. Gene Ontology annotation, molecular function: small GTPase binding.